CUCUUUUUUGCUGCGCGGUCUUUGUCAUGACACAGACUCUCCCCCUCACUCAGCCUGCGAAUGCUCCAUCGAAACAACGCUCAGCCGCUCUUGAUGAGCCAGAGGUCCCCGGCCCACCGACGCUGGAAGAGUUGAUGGCCGAUUACCAGGCCAAGUUCACCUGGGAGCAGCUCAAGAGGAUUAUCAGCUACGGGGACCUCGGGCUACUCAAGCGCGACAACAAGCUGCAGGAGCGGUACAUGAUCUGGUCCGAUGUCGUGCGCAGGCAACACGACGGCGACAUGAAGAAAUACCUCACCGAUGUCCGCCUCAAUUGGGGCCACCCCGACACGAUCUGCAAGCUCCCUUCGUCACUCCCGCGAGAAUGGCCCGCAAGCCACCCCAACGGCUCCGUCAACGGCACAACCUCCUCGCCGAACGCGUUCACCCGCGACCUCCCAUUCGACUCUCCCUAUCUCAGCAUUAUCAUCAACGACUGGCCGUACUCUGUCCCUCCGGAGGUCGAACACGCCCUCAUCUGGACACGCCUCCCUUUUCUCGAGCAGCGCAUUGAAGACGACGACGGUCUAUGGGGCCUCACCGGCACUGACGCGCCGCGGGCGGCAGACGGCGGGCGACUGCAGCUCUCGGACCUGGACGACUGUUUGGAGAUUCUCAAGGAGUGGGGGGUGAAGAGGGAGGCGGUGAAGGACUGGUCGCGGCCGAGCAGCAGGACGCCGGAGGAGCAGGAGAUGCUGGAUCAGGCUGCGGAGGAGGUGGGCGGGUUCGUGAAGCGGCUGUGGCCGGCGGAUGGGUGGGAGACGGCGUGGUUUGUCAAUCCCCCGAGGCUGCAGAGUGUUCCGGGGUUGGCGCACGCCCAUGUGUUCGCUCGGAGGAAGUGAAUCAAUGAUAUAGGUCGUAAAGCGCGUCAUUCGGGGCAGAUUUCGACAAUACCUCAUAGAAUAUAGAAGAUUUGAACGGAUGAUAUAGUUCUAGACGUCCUGAUAUAAAUAUUUGAACCUACUGAUACAUAUUCUAAGCUAACACUGUGCACAUUUUCACGUAGCCUCUGGAUCAACUCAUCCUAACCGAUAUCC
Molecule: messenger RNA, 1076 nt
Organism: Coniophora puteana RWD-64-598 SS2
Lineage: Eukaryota; Fungi; Basidiomycota; Agaricomycetes; Boletales; Coniophoraceae
Exons: 4
Coding region: 27-881 (284 amino acids)
Biological process (GO): N-acetylglucosamine metabolic process
Cellular component (GO): cytoplasm
Source: RefSeq, a predicted model, not a curated record